Cannabis sativa is the source of this 3267-nucleotide messenger RNA. RefSeq lists its product as uncharacterized. Lineage: Eukaryota; Viridiplantae; Streptophyta; Magnoliopsida; Rosales; Cannabaceae. Gene Ontology annotation, molecular function: RNA-DNA hybrid ribonuclease activity; nucleic acid binding. The record is from RefSeq and is a predicted model, not a curated record. The transcript has 5 exons. The coding region runs from base 1 to 3267 and encodes 1088 amino acids.
AUGGACAUGGAGCGUGAGUUUGAUUCGGAAGGCUUGAGGAAGAGCAGACCUGGUGAAGAGGUUGAUUAUAAUAAUUUAGUGGAAAUUCCAAUAAGUUAUGAUGUUGGGAUUGAGAGGUUAAUCAAGGAAGACGGACCAUUAAAGAGGAGAAAAGUGACUCCAAGAAGAACAAAGAUCAAAGGGAAAGCGGUUCAGACAGAGAAUUCUACAGUGCAGAUGGCUAUGAAUGGAGGGGGUACUCUUUCAAGGGGAAUUUCUAAGGAAUUGGAUUUGACCCUUGACAACAAUUUGAAAGCGGCGAACCUAGGUGAUUUCAAUGAGAUAGCUAGUUCGAAGGAGAAGAAGGGAGGGGGCCCGAAACCCGACUAUCUUAUGAAAAAUUUUAGACAAGCUAUGUCGGAUUGCCAUUUGAGGGAAAUUGCUUCUAAAGGAAAUGCUUUUACAUGGUGCAAUGGGAGGACAUCCAAUUUGAUUUUUGAGAAGCUUGACCGUGUGCUAUGUAACUCGGGUUGGAUGGAUCACUUCAAAACUAAUAAGACCACUCUCCUUAAAUGGUGGAACUCGGAUCAUAGACCGAUUCUCUUGGAAGCUAAUCAAGGUGCCAAAGGGAGUUUGUUUAGAAGGAAAUCGGGGUCUCGAUUUCAUUAUGAACAUGCUUGGGCGGAUAAUGAAGAAUGCCACAAGAUUAUUAAUGAAGUUUGGAGAGCCAAAGAGAAUGGGAAGCCUAUUGAUACCCUUACUCAUUUAAUUUCCAAUUGUGGAAGGAGAUUACAUGAGUGGAAUAUCACUCAAAAAAAUGCCACUUUUGCUCGUUCCAAGGAGUUAAAAGGAAAAAUUGAUUGGCUGUCCAAAUCAUCAAAUUUGAUGGAUUGGGUAGCCCGUCAAAAGUUGGAAAAGGAUCUUAAUGGUGUGGAAGAAAAACGGGAGAUAAGGACUUCGUGGAAAAUUCCUUGCCGCAUUAGUGAAGCCGAUAACAGAGCACUCCUGGAACCUUUCACCAGCGAUGAAAUUCAAGCUUCUUUGUUCCAAGUUCACCCCUUGAAGGCCCCUGGGAAGGAUGGAUUACCGGGUCUGUUUUUCCACAAAAAUUGGGACUUAAUUAAAGCCGAUUUUACCGCUGCCUGCCUGGAUAUUUUGAAUCAUAAUUCGGAUUGCAAGACCAUAAAUGAAACCCUUAUAUGCCUCAUUCCAAAGGUAAAACAGCCAGCUAAGAUGUCGGAUUUCCGGCCUAUUAGCCUUUGUAAUGUGGUUUAUAAGGUUGUUUUGAAGUGCCUUGCCAAUCGUAUGAAACUUAGUAUGAAUUCAGCAAUAUCCGAAAACCAAAGUGCUUUCAUUGGUGGUCGAAUUAUUCAAGAUAAUGCCAUCCUUAGUUUGGAAAGUCUUCAUUGUAUGAGGAAAGGUCGGUUCGGGAAUGGAAGGAAGAUGGCUUUUAAACUUGAUAUGUCUAAGGCAUACGAUAGAGUAGAAUGGGAUUUCUUGGAAGCAAUGAUAGAAGCGGAAAGGGCUGGGAAGAUUCAUGGGUUACGGUUUGGAAGCUUGGAUCUAAGGCUCUCCCACUUAUUUUUUGCAGAUGAUAGUCUUAUCUUUCUAGAUGCUACUAUGGAGGAGUGCAAGGCGAUAAAAGAGGUUCUGGGAAGGUAUGAAACUUUAUCUGGCCAAUGUAUAAACUUUGAGAAAUCUGAAAUGUGUGUGGGCAGCAAGAUCAACACAUCCGUGGCGGAAACUCUAGCUAAUUACUUGGGCGUUUCUUUGGUGAAAAGCCAUACUAAAUACCUGGGUAUGCCUUCUUUUGUGGGAAGGAAUAAAAAACAAGUUUUUGGCAUAAUUAGAGAUAAGGUGGAAGCUAAACUUCAAGGUUGGAAGAUGGGGCUCUUCUCCCAAGCGGGAAAGGAAAUUUUGAUUAAAGCAGUGAUCCAAGCUAUCACUUGUUAUAUCAUGAGUUGUUUUAGAAUUUCAAAAGGCAUUCUUAAGGAGAUGGAGAGUAUGAUUGCUAGAUUUUGGUGGGGAUCUACAUCUAAUAAACACAAGUUACAUUGGGGUAAUUGGAAGAAAUUGUGUAGACUCAAGGAGCAAGGUGGCAUGGGCUUUCGGGAUUUGGAAGAUUUUAACAAAGCGAUGUUGGCCAAGCAAGGAUGGAAACUCAUAACCGAACCAGCUAGUUUAAUGACAAGGGUACUUAAAGCUCUCUACUUUCCUCAAGGUAAUUUUAUGGAAGCUACUAUAGGCCAUUAUGGGUCAACAGUUUGGCGAAGUAUACUUUGGGGAAGGGAAAUCUUACUUAAAGGCUCUCGGUGGUGCGUUGGGAAUGGUAGUACUAUUCGAAUUAAUGAAGAUGCUUGGCUGCCAAGAGGCAUGCCCUUUUCUCUUCGCACAAAAGCAUUGCUUCCCGAAGAAUUGUCAAAAAGAGGUAUGUCCUUGGAAACUACUUGUGAUUGGUGUCACAAGAUAGAGGAGGAUAUUUGUCACGCUUUAUGGUUUUGUCCUAAAGUCCUUAAGAUAUGGAAGCUUGCUGGUUUUGAUACUCAGAAUUUUAUACACAUGCCGAAAGCUCCAGAUUUGCUCUUUUACUUAUGGGGCAAACUUCCUAAGGAAGAAAUGCUUCAAUUCAUCGGUCUUUCCUGGCUAAUUUGGCAGCGUAGAAACAAACUCAUCUUUAAACAUCAAGCUCAAGAGAUUCAUAGUUGGGUAAGAUGGGCUCUUGAGAAGUUAGAUGAUUAUUUUGAAGAGAGUAAGCACUCUCGGCAGGACAGAGUUGUGAAAGCAAAUCAGAAAUGGGGUCCUCCUCCUAUUGAUUGUGUAAUGAUUAACACAGAUGCCUCCUUAAUUGUUGAUAAAUUGGGGUGUGGUUUAAGUGUUGUGAUUAGAGAUUCGGCUCGUGACUUAAUUGUGGCUGAAACUGUUUUUUUACCAGGUAUAGCUUCAGUUCACUUGGCGGAGGCUGCUGCUGUACACUUGGGGGUUCGUCUUGCUCAUAAAUGGGCUGUUUCGAAAGCCAUUGUUGCUGCAGAUUGCUUGAGUAUCAUUGAUAGUCUGCAAUCGGGUUCUGCUCUUCAUUCAGAUUGGGGCAUGUUAAGUAGAGAGAUCCUUAGGCUCAAACAUCAUUUUCUUUCAUUAAAUUUUACUCAUGUGCAUAGAGAUUGUAAUGCCGUAGCAAAUGCUUUAGCAAUUUGGAGUCGAAUGACUCAUUCUUCUUGUAUUUGGAUAGAUUCUUUGCCCUCUUGUGCUGCUGCCUAUUUAAUGGCAGAUAAGCCUGGUGUGGUUGCUUAA